Molecule: messenger RNA, 1608 nt
Organism: Penicillium cinerascens
Lineage: Eukaryota; Fungi; Ascomycota; Eurotiomycetes; Eurotiales; Aspergillaceae
Exons: 4
Coding region: 1-1608 (535 amino acids)
Molecular function (GO): DNA binding
Source: RefSeq, a predicted model, not a curated record
AUGGCAUCGAUUAAAGACCUACUGAAUCCAUCCCCAGAUUCACCCCCGCAACUUCCCAAGGCACACUUUCAGGAGCGCCCCAAGACACUUUUUACAGAGCUACCUAGGGCGUACUACGGGCUUCUUUCGCGUGUAAAUAACGCACCGCCAGCGACUACUGCCUCACCUGUUCAUGAGAAAAGGUCCAAGAUGCCAAAGGAUAGCCCGGUAUUUCGACCUGGAAGUACUCAGGGAGAGGUCCGAUAUCCUCCCUGCGAGGAGCGUGAUGAGGAGCUCACCAAGAUCCACAAGGAGUUUCAACUGCAUCCUAUGGGCAAGAUCGCCCAAUACCCUCGUCAUAUCCCGUACCAGAGUGACAAGAAGUCAUUUCAGGAGAAGACUGGUCGUGAUAGCUUUCAUGUCUUCCAAUAUACGUUUCAGGAACCAGGCACCCAGGAAGUGUGGACAGUGAUGUGGGAUUACAAUAUUGGACUUGUGCGCACUACGCAUCUAUUCAAGUGUCUGGGCUAUCAAAAGACUGUUCCCGGUAAAGCGCUGGCCCAAAACGAAGGCCUGCGUGAAAUCUGCCACAGCAUCACCGGCGGAGCGCUUGCAGCUCAAGGCUACUGGUGGCCAUACAAAGCGGCCAAGGCUAUGGCUGCCACUUUCUGCUGGAGAAUUCGCUACGCCUUGACGCCCCUGUUCGGCACAGACUUUCCGUCCAUGUGUAUUCCUCCAGAGGACCAAACUAAACAUGGCCGGAUGGUCAUCCACAAAAGCAUCGUGGCGGAAGCCACAGAGAUCGCCCGCCUCUACCGUGACCUGGAGCUCCAGAAAGCCCGUGCUGGCUCAAACCAGGGCUCUAGAUCAUCUGGCCCUGAGCACCAGAAGACAUGUUCUCAGUCCUCUUUCGUCUACGGCGACCGAGAUCAUCGGCGAGUCAAGUCCAAGUUCCCUCGACACAGAUACGAGGACAGUAUUGGCAGUGCUCGGGACUCAUCCUCGGAACCGUGCUGUAACUCUCCUAGGAGCCCUACUCACAAUCCCUGGACACCGGUCAAUGGUCCGCCUCGCAGCUCGGACGUUGUAACCCCCCAAAGCGAUAUCUCUCCCGGUGAUUUCUUCCGUCCCCUCAUUACCUAUCGAAAGCGUGGUCUGUCGGCCGAGGAGACUGGUUCUGAGGCCGGCCUCAGUCCCAUGCCCAACUUUCCCUCACUCGGGAAAGAGGAUGCCGAGAUGGGCGAAGCGGACUCAGGCGUCGCCGAUGUAGAGUCCGCUGGAAGCCUUUCUGACACGAGCAUCUCGGGAGACGAUUCCGUUGAUGAUGACGAUGACUACCGGGUACCUGUCUCCCGAGGCUCGACGAGCGAUGAGGCUCCCGGUGAGAGGGCUAAGAAUCCUCCUCGCUCUGCCAGGAGUCGGGGGAGUGAACUUCUGCCGCCCUUGGGCCACUUUGCCCAUGAGGUCAAGGCUGCUCAUGCCCUGCUUCAUCUGCAUAUGCAGGAGGCCAAGGACAACGAGAGUGACACCGAUGAAGCCAUGGAUUGGUCGCCUUGGAAAAAUUCAGUCACCUCACACACCCUGAAAGUUGUUCCCGAGACUGACAAGAGACGUUGUGCUUCUCUGUGA